AUGGCUGCCAAAGUGAAAUUACUCCGUAACAUGUAUGAGUGGGUUGACCUUGCAAAAAGUGAAGAAGAAAAUACACUUGAUUUGGGAAACAUUUCAACGAACUUAGAUAAUGUGAAGAAUUUUAAAGACAAAUGGUUUGAAUGUUUUUGUCAACAUGUCGUGACAAAUGAGGGCGAAAUAAAGCUAGAUAAUGAUGUAAUAUGGUGGGGACAGUUAAGUUCCUUGUAUGAUGAUAAGAUUCGAGAUGACUGGCGACUUUCCAUUCUACAAAAUUCACAGUCAUUAAAGAAAGAAACAAAACUUUUCAGAAAUAGAAAUACUGCUGGAGAGAGUGAAUCAAAACUUGUUUUUAAUAACAAGAUUAACGUUUUAUAUGAGAUGAAGAAAGAAUCACUACCAAUGUGGAGAAUCCUUCCUUUUCAAUUCGUAUUAUAUCAUAAUAGUUUAAUGAAAAGAGUUUUAGAAAUUAAAGAAUCAGAAGACAAAAGCUUCGAUGAAUUGUUUGAAGAAAAUGAAAAUGUCUUCAUGGCUUCCCUUGCCCUUCGUGACCAGAAAAGUGAAGGACGAACAAAGAAAGAUUGGAUAAAGUUUAUAAUGAAUAACGAGGGGGAAAAUGAGUAUGAAAAUAGAUGUGGACAGCACGAGAACGAGGCUCGCCACCUUAUUUUGUAUCCUGUCGAGGCGGGAAUAUUUCUUGCGUAUUUCCUUAGAGAGGAAAACAUUCCUUUAUACAUUAUCCUUUUCUCGCUAGUGAUCAAUCAACGUUUGCAUCAAACGAAAAACAAGAAUUGAAUGGUUUGUUUGAAGACAAAACCGAGAGAAGAUGGUUAAAAUUAAUUAGCAUGAU
Messenger RNA from Xenia sp. Carnegie-2017, 847 nucleotides. RefSeq lists its product as uncharacterized. Lineage: Eukaryota; Metazoa; Cnidaria; Anthozoa; Malacalcyonacea; Xeniidae. The coding region runs from base 1 to 792 and encodes 263 amino acids. The transcript is spliced from 9 exons. The record is from RefSeq and is a predicted model, not a curated record.